Heterocephalus glaber (naked mole-rat) is the source of this 5469-nucleotide messenger RNA. It is a transcript of the gene Tctn3, whose product is annotated as tectonic family member 3. NCBI's taxonomy places the organism in Eukaryota, Metazoa, Chordata, Mammalia, Rodentia, Bathyergidae. The record is from RefSeq and is a predicted model, not a curated record. Gene Ontology annotation, biological process: smoothened signaling pathway; cilium assembly.
CACCCACCCAUUCUCUAGCAGCGUCUGGACCCGCGCAGUUAGACGUCGGACCCUCCAGGGCCCCAACUGCCUCAUGUCCACCUCGCAGUUUGUGCUGCUGCUGGUGUUCUUCCUGAUGCUCCCCGAGGGCACCAGUCCUCAGCCCUCUUCCUUCCCAUCAGAGGCAGCGUCCACCUCUUCAGUCCUGAAACCAGUGACGCAGGGAGGGACUCUGCAAUCCUCCGCAGUGGGGCCUGCAACUACCCAGGACGUCCCUGGGCUCUCUACGGUGGGCUCUACUCUUGUGACCCCUUUGGUGCCGGAGAAUAGUAAGACUGUGGACCUCUUUCCAGUCUUAUCGACAUGUAUUUGUGAUUUGACUCUUGGUGUCUGCGAUCUAAACUGCUGCUGCGACAGAGACUGCCAUCUUCUCCAUCCGAGGACAGUUUUCUCCUUCUGCCUUCCGGGCAGCGUAAGAUCUUCAAGUUGGAUGUGUGUAGACAACUCUCUUAUCUUCAGGAGUAAUUCCCCAUUUCCUUCCAGAGUUUUCAUGGAUUCAAAUGGCAUCAGGCAAUUUUGUGUACACGUGAACAACUCAAAAUUAAACUAUUUCCAGAAGCUCCAAAAGGUCAAUGCAACCAAUUUCCAAGCCCUGGCUGCAGAGUUUGGAGGCGAUUCAUUCAUUUCAACAUUGCAGUCCCAGUCACCACCGCCUUUUUACAAGUUUAAUCCAGUUUUACUAUGGAAAAAAUGUCUCCUGUAUCUUAUUCAGGCUGGGGACCCCAUUCUGACUUACUUUCCCAAGUGGUCUAUAAUAAGCUUGCUGAGGCAGCCUGCAGGAGUGGGAGCUGGGGGAGUUUGUGCUGACCGCAAUCCUGCAGGUUUCUUAGAGAGUAAAAGUACAACCUGCACUCAUGUCUUCAAGAACCUGGCAAGUAGCUGUACCUUGGAUCCAGCCCUGGAUGCUGCCUCUUACUAUAACUUCACAGUCUUCAAGGUCCCACAAGGUAUGACACAUGUGCAGAAUAUGAAGUUCCAGGUUCCUGUAACACUUGCCUCACAGGCCAGUCCUCCUCUUUUGGCUGGGAACACUUGUCAGAAUGUUGUUUCCCAGGUCACCUAUGAGAUAGAAACCAAUGGAACUUUUGGAAUCCAGAAAGUUGCUGUCAGUUUUAGACAAAUCAACCUGACUGUAGAGCCAGUUGUUUCUUUACAGCAAGACUUCAUCAUUCACUUUAGGGCAUUUCAACAAAGCACAGCUGCUUCUGUUAUUGUUCCUAGAAGUGGUAAUCCUGGCUAUAUUGUUGGGAAGCCAGUGUUGGUUCUAACUGGUGAUAUAAGUCACUCUAUGACCCUUUUGCAGAGCCAGGGAAAUGGAAUUUGCUCUGUUAAAAGACAUGAAGUACAGUUUGGAAUGAACACAAUAUCUGGAUGCAAGUUCAGGCUGAAGGAAGUGGACUGUAGCCAGUUGCAGAACAAGAUUUAUCAAAUUCUUCAUGGAAGCCCCAGACCAGAGCAUGUUGCCAUCUUUGGUAAUGCUGACCCAGAUCGGAAAGGAGAGUGGACCAGUAUCCUCAACAGAAGCUAUAGUGUUUCAGCCAUGAAUUGUACUUCCUGCUGUUUCAUACCAGUUUCUCUGGAGAUCCAGGUGUUGUGGGCAUAUAUAGGCCUUCAGUCCAACCCACAGGCUCAUGUGUCAAGAGCCCGAUUCCUAUACCAAUGCAAGCCCAUACAGGUUUCCCAAAAAGGAACAGAAGUAUCUUUGACAACUCUUAUAAACUUUGUGGACAUUACACAGAAGCCAGAGCCUCCAAGAACCCAACCCAGAAUCGACUGGAAAUUGCCAUUUGACUUCUUCUUUCCUUUCAAAGUGGCAUUCAGCAAAGGGAUAGACUCUCAAAAAGGCUCACCCUCUCCCCUGUUUAUCCUGUGCCUCUUACUGCUUGGAGUUCUCAACCUAGAGACUAAGUGAAAAAAAAAGAAUAAUCAGAUUUCAGUUUUCCCUAUGGGAAGCUCGGAGACAGGCUACUUAUCAUGGCUAUAUAGAUCAGUCUAUACUUGCUCAUGACCAAAGGAGAGCAUUUAGGAAAAUAUAACCUAAUUGAAGGAGUAUUUGUACAUGAAAGAAGGUAUUGUAGGAAAGCAAUAAAGUAUGGGGAUGGUGGCUCAUGCCUGUAAUCCCAGCACUCAAGAGGCUGAGGUAGGGGAAUUGGAGUUCAAGGCUAUCCAGGACUACAUAGCAAGACCUUGUCCCAAAUUUUAAAAAGGGAAGGAAGGUAGGAAGGAGAAAAAGGCAGUAAAAAUAUUUCAUAUAUGAUAGCUAUCUGCUUAGGACUGUGCAGGCCACUAGGUACACAUGAGGUUCUCUUCUCAACCUGGGGUGACAAAUUGCUUUCCUCCUUCUGGCUAUAUUUUGCCUGACUAUAAAGGUUUGCAAGAAAAUCUACCUGCUUGCAAGCAUAGUCGGGCCCAGGACAAAGAAUAUGCUCCAGCACUCACCCAGAGUAAACUCAGGAAUGACUGUCAGGAAUGAAGUUCAGAGAAGCUGACUGUUUAGGCCAGAAAACUGCUGCCUGUGUAUUUUGUCUGGCUUCUUUGCCAAGGUGGGGCCACACUGUCCCGGCAUGAGUUAGGAAAGUAAUUUUUUCCAUUUGGUUUGCAGAAUGAAUGUGGAAUGCCACCUCUUCUUUCUGCUAGCAAAUAACCUUACCAUUCAUUUCUGCUCUUCUUCCUUCUUUAUUGUGGUGAGAAGAAAGAAAACAUUGACAGCUUUGUAAUUCUACAUCCAAAGCAUGGCAAAAGUUAACAGCCCUGUGAUAUGCCUCACAGUUUUUAUGUGUUUGUUUUUCCAUGUUUGUGAGGCUUAAAAAGAAAACAAACUGGGCGUGGUUGCACAUAUCUAUAAUCCCAGCACUCUGGGGGGCACUGUGGCAGGAGGAUCACAAAUUCAAGCCCAACCUGGGCAACUUAGUGACUUAGUGAGACUCUGUCUCAAAGUAAAAAAGGGGCUGGGGAUAUAGCUCAGUGUGAAGAUCCUGGGUUCAGUCCCCAGUUCCACAAGAAAAAAAAUAAAAUUUUUUAAAAAUUAUAAAUAUAUAGCAUAAAAGCAUUCAAGAAAAGGGACAUGGAAGAUACUUGGAAGACCCCAAUUUUAUGCUAGUGGUAUCAGGAGUGGCUUCAGCAAGAAAUUAGUGGGUUCAGUAUGAAAUCUAUCUUUUUAAAGUACAAGGCAAUGACACCUUACCAAGGGCAUUGACUUCCUGGCCAACUGAGAGAGUCUAUUCAUGCAGAAAAAGCUACUUGAAAAGAUAAUUGCCUGUUACUGUUUUUGAGUAGAGAGGAAUCGGUUGAGAAUUAUUAAAAAACUUGGACAGCACAGAGCAUAUAAAGAUUCAUUCUAUCCUUGUAAUUGAAGGCAAAAUUUUGGUGGAAGGUAUGUCAUUAAAUUUAAUUAAACUGCAAGUUCCUUGUUUAAGGAAGUGAAUAUUUAAAAAUAGGAUAUAAUAGGACCAGGGAUAUAGCUCAGUGGCACCGCACCUGCCUCACAACCUCAAGUUGUGACUGAGUUCAAUCCCCAGUACCUCAAAAAAAAAAAAAAAAGAACCCUAGUGAAACAAGGAAAUAUAAGUUACACCUCCUCCGUGACCUGACAGUUUUGUUGGGGAAGGCUGACGUGUAACACGGGAGACACAUCUGUUCAGAAAAGCAGAUGAUUAGUGUGGCCUAGACUUGUGAGGGGCAGGCAAGCUUUGAGGAGGAGUUAAGAGUGGAGCUAACAAGGCAGCAUGGUUAAGACUGGGAAAGUGGGAGGAAAGAGGUGAUCCUAGGAGCCUAGAACAACCUGAGUGAAGACCCAGGGGUUCUCAUGGGCCAGCAGGCUGGGGAACUAAAGUGACUGUAGUAGAAACACUGGACAAAACAGGGAGGAUGGGAAUUCAUAUGAGGACUUGAAAGCCAGACAAUGAGGACUGACAGACCUUUUUAUUCAAAGCAUUUCAAUACUCAAAAUUGCCCUCUAAUAAGACAUUUAUUUCUAAUAAACCCUAAUUUGUGAACAGAAAAUGCUAAUUAUAAAUACUGUCCUUGGCUGGCUUAUCAUUUUGGACCUUUUUUUUUUUUUUGAUACUGGGGAAUGAACUCAGGACCUUGCGCUUUCGAGGCAGGCAGUGAAACAACUGAGCUAAAUCCCCGGCCCUGGCUUAUUUUAAUUCAUUUCAAAGUCCCUGGACACUAAGGAGUUUCCCUGCAAGAGGCAAAGUCCUUGUGGGAGUUCUUACUAAACUUGAGGAAGUGCUGCUGUACAGGGGAGAUUCUGCACAGGGAAGUUGGGGGCUGGAAAGGCGAAGGCACUGUCUGCACCAGCAUGUGUUACACAGACGGUAGUUAAUUGAGCAACUGCCUCCAGAGAGAUUUGUGGUAGAACUGACUACUAUGCUCUUAGAAUAUUUAGGUUCUCUAGGUUUGUUUUUUUUUUUAGAAUGGUGGUUUAAUUAAGACAAAGCCGUAACAUUGAUAUGUAGUGACCAUGAAAACAGGAACAGGGUACACAGGGUUCUGAAAGUCAUUAAUACAAAUGGACAGAAGGCCCUGCUUGCUACAAAAACCAUCACGUCACAUUUGUAGUCAAGUUUAAAAAGAAAGAACGAGUGAAGCAAUGAAAGACACAAGACCCUGGGGGAAAAGUUUGUACAAUGUUUUUUUCCAGUACCAGGAAUGGAACUCAGGACCUUGCGCUUGUCAGGCAGGUGCAGCACCACUGAACUACACCCCCGGCCCUUUACAAAUAUUUGCAUAAUAAUCUUUUUUUCUGUGACUCCCACCCAGGGCCUCCUGCACACCAGGCAAGUGCUCUAGCUCAGGCGGCACCUGGCUUUGCAAAGAAUUGCCCAUGGUCAAGCUGUGUUCAUUGUAGCAUUCUGAUCAACUUCAUUUAUUUACGUAGUUAUUUUUUUGGUUUUUUGAGAGGGCUUCAUUAUGUAGUUCAGGCUGGCCUCAAACCCCUGGCGAUCCUCUUGCCUCUCAGCCUCCUGAGCGCUGGGGUUACAGGUGUCUCCAGUCAACUUCAUUAUCUUACCUUUUGGCUUUCAGAUGGAAGUUUAGGGGAAAAAAAACUAGCAAGAAAACAGUUCUGAAAGUGUUUCCUCUUAAAUUCUUUGGUAUAAUUUGGUCAUUUUGAUAGUAAUCUAUUCAGUAAGAACAAUAGAAUUAUUCAGUAUCAACAACAAUGCAGUGAGGAACACAAAUGCUUACACAACUGUAAGAAAUGAUACUUCUGAUCUUAUGGAAAACAACUCUAAAAAUUUCACAUGUGUUUCUGUGGCAAAAAUAUCUAUAUAUACCGCCUAAAAAAACAACUCUAAUGUGAUUUAUAUUAAGGAAAUGCUACAUAAAACAUCCCUUUCAUGAUUAUUAGAAUAACUGUUCUACAUACUUUUAAAGUAGAAGAGACAAUUUUCAGCUUGAAAAAAAAUUUUUGUGCCUUCUGAUUCA